CUAAUAUUAACCCUUUCAUAACUACUAUUCUAUUAUACUAGAGAAGAGUAAACAUGACCCGAAUGCUACAACAACGUAUCCCCUUUCAGACGCCUCGGCAAAGAGCCUCAUCGUUGUCGGAUGAUGUAUUAGACACAUCUAGUCAGCUGUCAGAUAAUCGAAAUGAGACCCAAACCUCAUUAUGCGAAUCAUCGCAGCCUGUAACAGCUUCUGUAAUCUCCUUUAAGAAGCAGAGACUAUCAUGGAUCUUCUCUCACAUGCCUGAUGAGGAUGUAGAGACACGAUACUACAACCAAAGGACCAGGAAAGAGGAAUGGCGGUGCAAGUAUUGUGACAAAGCAUACUCUUGCUCAGGCAGGACAGCGGCUCCGGCUAAGCAUCUCACAGACUCUCACCCCACUGGGCAUGGUCUAUCCAAAGGUUCGCCACGGGUUGCGAAGGUCUCAAAUAUACGAACUAUUCUUGAACAAGCUCGCCUUACAGCUGAAGAGAAUCCACGAAAACGUCGUCGGCUUAACAACCAAUACGGAGAUUCGAUGGAUCCAAAUCAACUCGAAGUAUUAUAUGUACGAUUUAUUACCUCAUGCUCGCUCCCAUUUCGUCUUGUAGAAUGCCCAGAGUUUCGAGCUUUGCUUAAUUACCUUAAUGCCGAUAUCGAUACCUGGCUUCCUGACAAGCAUGAGACUAUUAGAAAAUGGAUUAUGCGGCAAUAUGAAGUCCAGAAGGAGAAGAUUAAACAACGCAUACGAUCGGCAAAGUCAAGGAUCCAUAUUAGCUGCGAUCUUUGGACUUCGCCUAACUCAUUAGCUAUUCUAGGUAUGGUUGCUCACUAUAUUACAGAAGACGGGCAGCUUGAACACCAUAUCUUGGCUCUAAAAGAUAUCGAUGGUGAACACAGCGGUUCUCACUUAGCUACGGCUGUUUUAGAAGUGAUUGAGGAAAGGGGCUUUGCUUCAAAGCUUGGAUAUUUUGUAAUGGAUAAUGCUGGCAAUAACGAUACUAUGAUGGAAUCACUUUCUCUUGGUCUUCUACGCCAAUUCGACAUCCGAUACGAUCCUAAAGCCCAUCGACUUCGCUGCCAGGGCCAUAUCAUCAAUCUUGCUGUUAAAGCCUUUCUAUUUGUUACUGAUAAUGAGAAACUCGAAUACAAAGAUCCCAAUCUACACCAAACAACACUAAAACAAAUUGAAGCUUGGCGUCAAAAGGGUCCUCUUGGUAAAAUACAUAACUUUGUUAUAUAUAUCCAGCGAAGUGUUCAACGCAGCCAAAAGUUCCUUGCUAUCAGCCAUAACCAUAGGCUAGCCCGGGAUAAUGAUACACGAUGGAGUUCAUGGUAUGCUAUGCUACACACGGCGUUGAGCCUUCGAGAUGCAAUCGACGGGUAUUUCAACAAGUGGAUUGAACCGGACUGUGCUGGAGAUGAGCUCUCUUCAGAGGAUUGGAUUAUACUCGGGAAAAUCAAGAGUUUUCUAGAGAAGCUAAAGAUGACAACGAAAGCUCUUGAGUCAUCAUUUGCAACUCUUGAUAAUGUUCUCUUAGCUAUGGAUUUUAUGUUGGCACAAUUUGAAUUGGGGAAGGAGACCCAUAGAGACGAUCCCAUCAUGGCCCCGAUGUAUAAUUCGGGCUGGGCAAAGUUGGACAAGUAUUAUUGUCUUACUGAUGAAUCGCCUGCCUAUGUUGCAGCUAUUGUUUUGCACCCUUCACACAAGUGGCACUAUAUACAUGAAAACUGGAAGAAGGAGUGGGCUGAGUCUUCAAAACAACUUAUUGAGACGCUAUGGGACGAAUACAAGCCCGUGGAAUAACCUCUUCAGCUAUGUGAAGUCAUGUCAACGACUACGAACGAGUUUCUCGAUUGGAGGAAUAAGCAUCUGCAGCCAUCAUUGAUCACAGAUGAGUAUGAGCGAUAUUGUAAGUCUGAGAGGGUUUAUGGAUUUACAAGCGCUCUUGCAUGGUGGUUAGAGGACACACAGCAGAAAAAUUACCCUAGCCUAAGCAAAAUGGCUAUAGAUAUACUGUCUAUUCCUGCG
Messenger RNA from [Torrubiella] hemipterigena, 2030 nucleotides. NCBI's taxonomy places the organism in Eukaryota, Fungi, Ascomycota, Sordariomycetes, Hypocreales, Clavicipitaceae. The record is from the annotation of a GenBank genome assembly.